AUGCACGCACAGUCCCCCACGCCUUCUCAACAGCUACACAUCGAGUCUACGAGCCCCGCCGAGCCCACCUUCGAAAGCCAGCAUGGAGAGCAACGAGGCGCGAGUCCAGUCGAUGGCGGUGGAGGCGUUAGCCUUGUCAACCAUGCGCCCGACACUAGUACGCCUAGGCGACUGAGUCUUGCCCACAACACCUUCUCAGCUUCGCGCAAUCGCAUUGCUGAAUACGAAAACGCCUCUUCAACCGCCUCACCAUCCAGGAAGAAGUCAGAGGGUCCGGCCUUCGCUGUCAUAAAGAAACCGAGAAAGCCUGGCGAUAAGCACUCGCCCAUUGCUGACUUGCCCAACGAGAUCUUGACUCAUGCCCUUGCACACCUCUCUCCUCAGGACCUGUCUGCUGUUUCGCUCGUCUCGCGCCGCUUCCACGAUCUAGUCACUACUCCUCACGCCUGGAGGACUGCCUUUUCACGCUAUUUCCCUGGACCCGACUCCCUCGAUCCCAAUGCCUAUCAUGACGAAGACGAUUUGGAUGACCGUCUUCGCAUCGAACGGCGCGCAUUCACUCGCGUUACUGCUCUUGCUUCCUGGCGAAGCGAGUACAUCCUUCGCACUCGCUUGUUGCGUUCCCUCGCUCGUGGCAAACCAGUCCAACCGCCUGCUUCUCCAGCUCAAGCUCGUCUAGGCCAGCCUCCAGUCGCAUCGCCCAUCGUUGUCUACCCUUCACAGAUGUUCACGACUGUCAACCAUCUACACGCUACCUUUGGUGGUACUGCUCUGAACAAGAGACCUCCCCGUUUCAUUCAUGGCGCUGACGACGUGGGUACUGCCGGAAGCAGUGAUCCAACCCUUGAAAAAGCCGAUUCGUGGGGGCUAGGCGAUCCGAACACCUUCCUUCAGUUUUCUGACCGCUUCCCUGGCGACGCCAUGUACGGUCUUGGCCCUGGAAACAUCGUAGGCGUACCAAAUUCCAUGGAUGUCAGUCAGCCGUAUGGCAUGAUUCAUGGUGAAGGCUCUCCUGGUGGAUUUGUUUACUAUAGGUAUAUUGAGGAGAUGCGUGGCCACUUCUUAAAACCCUCAAGCGGCAUCUCUAUUCCGGCUUUAGGCAUCCCGCAGUUGUUGCCUAUCCAAGAAUCCAUCUGCAGUGUCUGGAUCGCCAAGUCUUCCACUAUCCCUUCUCUGACCGACGGUCUGGUGGGACUCAUCUCUGGUUCUUCUCUCGGUGUCCUCACAACAUAUAGUCUUGGCCCUCUUGGAACUCGAGAUCAACGCUUUGGUCGAGGUGAGGUCACAGCGCGUUGGGUGGUCAGUCCUGGAGUACCCAUAAUCGCCAUUGCGGUCGACGAACAAUACUCAGUCAGGCGUCAAGGAGAGAACAGGAUUUGGGCGGUUGUGCUUAACGCUCUGGGCGAGCUCUUCUACUUGACCAAGCUCCCAAAACGUAACAACGACGAUAAGCCUGCAGGAUCAGACGAUGAGGCCAAGGAGCGCCUGGCCUGGUCGACUGGAAGAUCUGUAUAUUGGAAUCUCGUGGAGUCAAGCAGACGCACAGCCCGCCCGAAUCCUUACAGUGACUCUCAUGUAGACGGCAGCUAUUCUCCUCGCACCUCGUGGAAUGGCAUGUACCUGAGCGAGGAGCAGAUCAAAGCUGAGACAUACGAGAUCGAAGACUUCAUUAAUCGUAAGCCUAAGGACUUCCAAAGAACUUGUCUGGGUUGGAACAUGCGAAGGUUACUCGAGGUCGACUUUGCAGGGGAUGAUGGCAACCAGGCGGGAGAAGCUAUUUUCGUGUUCGAAACUGGCCUCGACGAGGAGUCUACUGCUUCAGCCAAACGGUUCGUUCGAUUCAACAUUGCCAAUACAAACAGCUCGGAUGCCAGAACGAACGAGCUACGAUCCGCAUCGCCUUCGACACCUCCUGAGCCGAGGUCUCUCUUUGGCGGCCCAGCGUCCCCUCGAUCAGCAUCUAAGGGCGAAUUGGAUUAUGGUCUAUCGUUGUCAAGCGUGCAAGAUCUCGAGCAAGGCAAGAAGAACAGACGCUCGACAGAGGAGUGGAGGCUUUCUGGCCUGUCCUUUGGUGGACUCAAAGCAGUACAGAUCUCAGCGCACGCUAUCGAUGGCUCAACCUUUGCGACUCUCACGGCCUCAGAAGACCCACUCCUGAACUUUUCCGGUCAGUCGACAGUGUCUUCGCCUAGUAUGACACCUCUGUACAAAUCCGGCACGCCGUCCUCGCCUGCAGAUGUUCCUGGGCAGCGAGCUCGUUUCGUUGCUGUAGGUACCUUGAUGGGCAGCGUCUUGGUCUGGAAUGCAAGAGCGUCGCUGCCUACUUCGGCCGAUGCUGUCAACACCCUGCAGCCAAUACGCAUCAUCCAUACCGAAUCACCUGAAAUUUCUUGUAUCGCCUUGUCGUCCUUGUCUUUAUUCCAUGGCGGCAACGAUGGUCUUGUGCAAGCUUGGGACAUUUUGGCUUCCAGUCUUGGUCCAGUUCGCACUUUGAACUCGCGCUUCACGUCACGGGCAAGGCGCAGGCUGGUGCAAGCUCAAGCAUCCGUUCAAGGCGUGGGUAUCAACUUGUUCGCAGCAGGAGCCAUCUGCCUUGACCCCGACCCUACAGUCCUGCGUGGUAUGGUGUCGAUCGGAACACACUUACUUUACUGGAGCUUCAGCUCGUCCGCAGCAGAUCAAUACAAGUCACACAAACGCCGACUAAGGAGAGCAGAUCGAGGUAUCAACGUAGCCAACGAUCGUUUCGCCAAUGCCGGCAGGGGCAACAUGAGAGGUUUCAUCGCGAAUGAACAGUUCGAACUCGAAAGAGAGAGUGCACAAGAAGCUAGGCAAGCGGAGCAUCUAGCCGGGAGAUUCGGCACGGAACUACUAGGAAGUGAUGCAAGCGAGGAAGAGCUCCUAGCCUACGCCCAAAUGCUCAGUGAAGAAGCUCUCGCAAAGGAUCAAGAGAAGCAGAUUUCCGAGCCUUCCAACAACCACAAAGCAGCCAUAGCCACGCCAACAGAGGACCUCGAUAUGGAUCCAGAGAUAGCAGAGGCAAUUCGACUCAGUCUCGCCGAGGAAGAAGCCAAAUGCUUACAGCAGCAAGAGCAAGCCGAGUAUGAAGCGUCUCGACAGCAAGAGGCGGCAGAAGGCAGCAACAGCAGAGAACUAACAGACCUCGAGUUCGCUUUGCAACUCAGUCUUGCCGAGGAGCAGAGUAGACUCGAAGCUGAAGCUGAAGCGCAGGAAGACUUUCCUGCUUUGUCGAUACGUACAGACAAGGGCAAGGGCAAGGGUAAGCAACAAAGGUUCGAUAGAAAUUAG
Messenger RNA from Aureobasidium melanogenum CBS 110374, 3309 nucleotides. RefSeq lists its product as uncharacterized. The transcript has a single exon. Gene Ontology annotation, cellular component: nucleus; proteasome regulatory particle, base subcomplex; cytosol. Gene Ontology annotation, biological process: proteasome-mediated ubiquitin-dependent protein catabolic process. NCBI's taxonomy places the organism in Eukaryota, Fungi, Ascomycota, Dothideomycetes, Dothideales, Saccotheciaceae. The record is from RefSeq and is a predicted model, not a curated record. Bases 1 to 3309 code for a protein of 1102 amino acids. Gene Ontology annotation, molecular function: polyubiquitin modification-dependent protein binding.